AUGACUGGCCACAUCCUGGCCUCUGAGCCUGACCUGAAGACGGCGCCCUUUACGUCCUUUACGGUGGCUGAGGACGCAGCGGACGUCGACAACAAGGGCGGCAUUGUGGCCCCCGACCAGGAGGACGAGAAAUACCGCACCACCAAGCAGGAGAUCUGGGCAUAUUAUGGCUACUAUGUUGGGAACAACGGCCUAAGUCUCUUCAACUUUGCCCCAUCGGCCUUCCAGAACCUGCUCUACCAGGCGGCCGGCGACGGCAACACGCUGCGGUUUGCCGGCCAGCAGCGCACGGUCGAGAGCAUCGUGCUGCUGUGCAACGGCAUCUCCUUUGCCAUUCAGAUUGCCGUCUUCCUCGUCCUCGGCAGCUUUGCCGACUUUGGCCAGUGGCGGCCCAAUAUCCUGAUCGUGCUGUCAAUCAUGGCCUAUGCCAUCGGCUUCGCCUGGCUCGGCGUCCAUACUGAGGACAAGUGGCGCAUCGGCACGGGUCUCUACAUCGUCGGCCUGAUCGCCUACCAGACCACCUUGACCUUCUGGACGGCCGCCUUUCCCGCCCUCGCUCGCAACACGGACGAAAUGCGCACGCACGCCGACAGCCUCGUCGCUGGUCGCAUCUCGCGUGCGGACUACGACUAUGCCGACUCUAUGAAGCGUAGCCAGCUGGCCAACGUGUCGUUUUACGUCCAGUCUGUCGCCGAGAUCGUUAUUCUCGCCCUCAUCGUCGGCAUCAUGUUCGGCCUCCACGUCAACGCCAGCACCGCCAACAACAACUGGGGCAUGAGCGUGCUGAUCGCCUUUGCCACCAGCGUCUGGCUGCUCGUCUCCCUGCCCUGGUUCUUCCUCGAAAAGCGCCGGCCCGGUCAGGACCCUGGCCGCCGCAACAUUGUCCUCGCCGGCCUCUCCCAGCUCGUCUACGCCCUGCGCCAGAUUUGGAAGCUUAAGCAGAGCCUGCUCUACCUCGUCGGUUACUUCUUGCUCGGGGACUCUCUCAACACCAGCGUCACUGUCAUCUCUACGCUACAAAACAGCAUCGUGUCGUACAACACACUGCAGUUAACGUACCUCCUAAUCGUCGGGAUUGUUGCUCAGGCCGUUGGUAUCUGGGCGUUCUGGACUGUCCAGAAACGAUAUAAGAUCGGCACUAAAGCCAUGUUCAACUUUGUCGCAUUUUGCAUCAUCCUGCUAGACGGCUGGGGCAUGAUCGGUAUAUGGACCAACAAAUUUGGCUUCCACCACCUGUGGGAGAUCUGGGUAUACCAAGCCUUCUACGGCUUCUUUAUAUGCCCGUGGUACAGCUACUCGCAGAUCAUGAUCUCUGAAGUCACUCCACGUGGCCACGAGUUUCUCUUCUUCAGCCUAUUCAGCAUCAUCGGCAAGACAUCUUCGUUCAUAGGCCCUAUUGUCUCGAGCGCUAUUAUUGACGCGUCGCCAACUAACAACUCGUCAACGCCCUUCUAUUUCCUGUUCGCACUGACUGUAGUGAGCUUGGGGAUUCUGGUUGUUGGCGUGGACCUGAAGAAGAGCCGGGUGGAGCAGCGGGAGUUUCUGGAUAAGCGCUUACGCGGUAUCAAAGCCGACAUUUAG
Molecule: messenger RNA, 1581 nt
Organism: Grosmannia clavigera kw1407
Lineage: Eukaryota; Fungi; Ascomycota; Sordariomycetes; Ophiostomatales; Ophiostomataceae
Product: autophagy protein
Exons: 6
Coding region: 1-1581 (526 amino acids)
Source: RefSeq, a predicted model, not a curated record